Molecule: messenger RNA, 466 nt
Organism: Ctenocephalides felis (cat flea)
Lineage: Eukaryota; Metazoa; Arthropoda; Insecta; Siphonaptera; Pulicidae
Product: nuclear pore complex protein Nup98-Nup96-like
Exons: 5
Coding region: 125-466 (113 amino acids)
Source: RefSeq, a predicted model, not a curated record
AUUUUGUGUUCAUUUAUAUAGAUUAUAUAUUUUAUGAUAUCAUAUGCGCUUUCUUAAGGUUAUGAGAACAAAACUUCAUAGGAAAACCAUCUAGUUCAGAACUUAGUUUCAAAUUCAUUUCAAAAUGUUUGGAAGUGCUAAACCGAGUUUUGGUACUUCAACUAGUACGACAGGAUUUGGCACAUUCGGCACUCCUUCUAAUGCUAGUCCAUUUGGACAAUCAACUUUUGGAAAACCUGCAACUGCUGGGUUUAGUGCAACCCCUACUGUGUUUGGAGCUAGUACUUCCUCGACAUCCCUAUUUGGUAAUGCAGCUCAGCCAGCAACUGGCUUAUUUGGAACUCCAGCCGCUGCACCUGCUUUUGGGGCACCCUCUACUACACAAUCAUUUGGUUUUGGCCAGCCAGCUGCAAGCACUUCUUGUUUGGUGGCAAUGCUCCAGGAUCAGCACUUUUGGUCAACCUAA